Molecule: messenger RNA, 2255 nt
Organism: Rhea pennata
Lineage: Eukaryota; Metazoa; Chordata; Aves; Rheiformes; Rheidae
Gene: TMEM130
Product: transmembrane protein 130
Exons: 8
Coding region: 23-1318 (431 amino acids)
Cellular component (GO): plasma membrane
Source: RefSeq, a predicted model, not a curated record
CGCGGCCCGGCGGAGCCCGCCCAUGGCCGCCGCCGCCGGCCCCCUGCGCCCGACCCGCCCGGUGCUGCUGCUCCCGCUGCUGCUGCUGCUGCUGCUCGGCUCGGCGGCAGAGGAAUAUGAUCUAGAAAUAACCAACAACGGUCCCAUCACAACUGGAGCACAAGCUACUGUUCGUGCCAGUCUAAGCAUGAAGAACAACAGUAUCACCUCAAACUUGUAUCAUUUUAACUGGAUUUAUGCUCCUCUGAUUCUCAUUAAUAAAUUGGAGCAGGGGUUUCACUCCCUCAUUAAUGUGACUGGUGAAUUUCCUGGCACUUUUCCUGUAUCUGUCUGGGUGACUCACAGGAACUGCUGGUUGUGUCGACCUGUUGCUAGAAACGUCACUGUACUUCAUGUCACAGAAUUUAUUACAGGGAAUCUUACCAUUGCCCAGAUAGAAGGCAGCACGUUUAUCAAGCAGGGUUCAAGCUCAUCCACAGACACCGUGACCCGGAUUUCCUUCUGUCUUCAUGACCCAAGUGAUUACUUCAAGUCAGCAUCAUUUGUCUACAACUGGAACUUUGGGGAAGGGAUGUAUCAGAUUACCAAGGAGCCCUUUGUCUACUAUAACCAUUCUGCCGUGGGGAACCGCACAGUCCAUCUGAAAGUGAUAGCUGAAUGGCAGCAGAUUGGAAACAUCAUACACGAAAGAGAAACUCUGCAGAAAACCGGUGAUUUUACCACUGCUCUGGAGCUGCUAGAUGCUGUUAAGAGUAUUAAUGUAGUGGGCUCCAGAGAGACUCACGUAAUGGAAAACUUGAGUUUAUCUCUUCAUAUCAAUGGCAGCCCACCGCUGGCAUUAUGCUGGCUUAUAAAGGCCGAGUGUAUUCCACUUGAAGGUGAAAAAUGCCAUCUGGUGGUGAUUAACGGUUCUUGCUACAAUCUGAGCCAUACCUUCCGCGCCGCAGGCCAGUACUGUCUCAGCGUGAGAGUUGAGAACGGCGUGACCAUGUUGCAGACAUACCAUGAAAUAAAAGUGUGGCCAACAGGGAUCCAGCCAGCUUUCUUUAUCUUGCUCUGCAUCGCUCUGGUUUCAGUGGUGCUAGGACUGGUGCUGUACACGACCUUCCGAAGUAACACACAACAUAAAGAUCUCGUGGAGGUAGCUGACUUUGACUUUUCUCCACUGUCUGACAAAAACCUGUCUUCUCCUUCGGAGUCAGGCUACGGCCAAAUAUGUUGCAGAUCAUGUUGUCUUCAAUCACCUCAAGAAACUGCCAUGGAGAGCCAUGAACUUCUACUUUCAUUUUACAAGCCAGUCAAAACUUACACAGUGUGAAGAACACAAUUGCACUUUGGUUGCACUAACUGCUGAGUUUAACUUUCCCACUUAUGAUGAGUUAAAAGCUCAGGGCUGUAUGGAUGGUUUAUUUUUGCCAAUGCAAUGAGGUUAACCACUUUACUACGUCGAGCACGUGAAUGUUUCAUUGUGUGAUCUGAGAAAGAAAGAACCUGAAACACAGUAAAGUAUCUUCAUAUUUUUAAAUUAUAUGGGUGUAUACAUUUACAGCUGUAAAUGCAGCAUUUUAUUCUUAUGAAAGAUUAUUUUAUGCGCAGGUUUUCAAAACUCACUACCUUUGUAAUUUACUUGGUCCUUCUGCUGUUUAUUUCAAAGAAGAAAAUGCUUAAGACAAACAUACCUCUCUUUCUUAUGUUGCAACAAUAUUACUGGAAAUACAAGUGAGCCAAAAUACUGUUGAAUGUAUAUUUUUUUUCCCAAAAGGAUUUGACUUUUCCAGGUUGAGAAGAGCUUUAGCCUACAUGCUUCCAAUGAACCAAACUAUCAAAAUAUGUUGUGUUUUUUCCCUUGUCUUAAAAGACUUAUUUUUUAAGUUAAUGGGAUUCUGUGAGAGUAUAACAGCUGAUGAGCUGCUGAUGGCAACCCAGCUGCUCAUGGGAGCUUUGUGGAGUAGCAGCAUCCACUGUGGAUGCCUGCACAGCCCCGAUACUUCCUUGCAAUAGUAAGCCACACUCUAUGAGUAGCAUUUUUUCCAUGCUAUAUAUUCCUCCUAUCUCUUUCCUAUAUUACUAUCCAUUGAGUCACCAAAGCUUUCUCUUUGUGUAGCUUAAAGCUGCUCAGUAAAACAGCUUUCAGUAUUCAAGGCUGUAGAAACGCCUUGCCCCUUGCACACUGUCCUCUACUGUCCGCUCACUGCUUGGCCAGUCUUGCUUCCUGCUAUGUAGCUUUCCACAACACCUUAAAGGCUUUUACACAA